CUUCUUCGGGCCCUCCUUGCUGACGUGGCUCGAUCGCACGCGUCGCUCGCACGGCCUUUUAAAUCUGCGAUCAAGCACUGCUCCCUGCAUGAUGGGCGGGCACAGCAGGACCAUAGAAGCACAUCUAUCAAAAGUCCGCUCUCUCGCUCGCUCACCUAGAUUUGGGACUUCAUCUUCCCGUGCGCUAACACCAAGAUCGACGAAUUGGCGCUAAUUUUCACAUCAGUCUCUAACCUUCGUGAUGUCGGUCGCCAUCAACGCUAAUGAGUCUGCUCAAGCGCCCGUCGCAAGAGGUUCUGCAGCACCCAUCCCUGUGGCUCUGAUUGGCUACGGCUCUUCCGCACGCACCUUUCACCUCCCCCUGAUCCUCUCUAGUCCUCAUGACUUUACUCUACACACAAUCCAACAGCGUCCGGGGAGCAAGUCUGGCCCGGACGCAUCAGCACGUUUCCCGGAUGUCAAGAUCGCGCCAACUUUCGAAUCGGUGUUCGACCACUUGCCAAAAGGCAGCCUGGUCGUCAUCACCACUGCCAACGCGACGCACAGAGACUUUGCUGUGCAUGCCUUGGACAAGGGCUGCCAUGUCGUGAUCGAGAAGCCGGCUGCGCUCACCAAUGAGGAGGCAGAGAGCAUCAAAGAGGCGGAGCGGAGGAACGGAGUGGUCUGCACCGCGUAUCAGAACCGCAGGCUGGACGGCGACUACUUGACACUUCUCUCACUACUCAGACCAUCGAGCAGCGAUCAUCCGUCGCCCAUCGGCGCUCCAGUCUCGGUGGAGAGUCGCUUUGAUCGUUUCAGACCCCUGAGAAAGGGGGGUUGGAGGGAGGAAAAGGGUUGGGAAGAAGGUGGAGGAGUGCUUUGGGAUCUUGGGGCACAUCUUGUCGAUCAGGCUUUGGACGCCUUCGGUGUCCCCGAGCGCAUCACAGCAUUUGCUACGUCUGGCCGAGACGCAUCGCACAACGUGGAGGACGACUUUUUGGUCCACUUCCACUAUCCUCCUUCUGCUCCUCUACCUCCUGACAGCAUCGCUCCACCUCCAGGCACCAAGCUUGGAGGAUUGAGAGUGACUCUCAGCGCGAGCUGUAUUGCUAGCAAGACGGAUGAGGAGCAAAUACGAUGGAACGUCUGCGGUACGCGCGGAAGCUACGAGAAGCGCGGAUUGGACCCUCAAGAGAAUCAAUUGAAAGCUGGCUCUACCCCUCUGGAUGCUUCGUUCGGUAGCUACGGCGAUUCUGAUCCUCUGUCCAUCCGUCUUGGACGUCUCACGACUUCCGCAGCACCAGCCGCAGUGCCCUCUGCAGGCGCAAAUGGCGCGACUCCCGUUCAGCCCUUGCUGACUGCUCAAGACAUUCCUACGUUGCCUGGAACGUAUGGAUGCUACUAUCAGAAUGUCGCUAGAGCCAUCAGGGGAGAAGAAAAGGUGUUUGUUAGCACCGAUGACAUCGUCAGGAACACCAAGGCUCUUUUGCUUGCUAGGAAGAGCGUGCAAGAGUGGAGGAGCAUCAGAUGGGACGAAGCAUGAUUCUAUAGGUCGGCUAACGGAAGCUGAUGAUGCUUCGAGAUAUGUAUUAGCGAGGAAAAAGGGACGCCGGUUUCAGAUUCAGAGCACCAAUUGGCCAGGGCUCGUGCUCAUGCUGUCCGCCCUAGGCUUUGAUCUGUAGCGCUCACGUGCCAUUCCCAGACCAGGCUCUAUCAUCUCAUUGCUAGACACAGAGAAACGAAGUGCGGCAUUAGCCCAGCUUUGCUUGCUGAAACCAUUGCUGAUGCCUGUGGCACAGUUCCUUGACAAUGGCUUCUUCGAUCUCGACUUCGCCUCCCAACCCCCCUCGCAAAGCUUCCCUCAUUUCUGACAGCCGCAACCAUCUCUCCUCCUUUUCCAAUUCUACGAAGACAACCUCUUCUUUUCUGCGUGUCAAAUCGUUGCCGAUGACCAAUUGAUGGCCGUAUCUCUCCAGAGCUC
Ceraceosorus guamensis is the source of this 1960-nucleotide messenger RNA. RefSeq names its product NAD(P)-binding protein. The transcript has 4 exons. NCBI's taxonomy places the organism in Eukaryota, Fungi, Basidiomycota, Exobasidiomycetes, Ceraceosorales, Ceraceosoraceae. The record is from RefSeq and is a predicted model, not a curated record. Gene Ontology annotation, molecular function: nucleotide binding. Bases 242 to 1522 code for a protein of 426 amino acids.